This is a messenger RNA of Fundulus heteroclitus (mummichog), 572 nucleotides long. Its product is annotated as claudin-10-like. Gene Ontology annotation, cellular component: bicellular tight junction; plasma membrane. The record is from RefSeq and is a predicted model, not a curated record. NCBI's taxonomy places the organism in Eukaryota, Metazoa, Chordata, Actinopteri, Cyprinodontiformes, Fundulidae. Gene Ontology annotation, molecular function: structural molecule activity. Gene Ontology annotation, biological process: bicellular tight junction assembly; cell adhesion.
AUGGGCAACAUGGCAACAGAGUUCGCCGCCUUUCUUCUAACCAUCUCCGGGUGGAUCUUGGUCUCGUCCACCGUGCCAACAGACUACUGGAAGGUGUCGUCUGUGGACGGGACGGUCAUCACCACGGCAACCUUCUGGUCCAAUCUGUGGAAAACAUGUGUGACGGAUUCCACGGGAGUGUCCAACUGCAAAGAGUUUCCGUCGAUGCUGGCUCUGGAUGCUUAUAUUCAGGUGUGUCGGGGUUUGAUGAUUGCCGCCGUUUGCCUGGGUUUCUUCGGCGCCGCUUUGGCUUUACUGGGAAUGAAGUGCACAAAAAUAGGGGGCUCGGAGACCACCAAGGCUCGUCUGACUGUCCUGUCAGGCCUCCACUACAUUAUCAGCGGCAUCUGCUGCAUGACGGCAUGUUCCGUAUAUGCAGCAGGAUCACAACAGACUUCUUCGACCCGCUCUUUGUCGCACAGAAGUUUGAACUGGGAGCGGCUCUCUUCAUUGGCUGGGCUGGAUCCGUGCUCUGCAUUUUAGGUGGACUUGUUUUCUGUCUCUCUCUUUCCGAAAGCUCCAGUCUGUGGUCA